Molecule: messenger RNA, 3147 nt
Organism: Dromiciops gliroides (monito del monte)
Lineage: Eukaryota; Metazoa; Chordata; Mammalia; Microbiotheria; Microbiotheriidae
Gene: SULT4A1
Product: sulfotransferase family 4A member 1
Exons: 8
Coding region: 346-1200 (284 amino acids)
Biological process (GO): sulfation
Cellular component (GO): cytoplasm
Molecular function (GO): sulfotransferase activity
Source: RefSeq, a predicted model, not a curated record
ACGUCACCUUCUCCUGAGCCCUGGUGCUGCGGGUGCGGGCUCCUCUCUGGGGCGCGGUGCUCUGUGUGUCUGUGUCUGUGUGUGCGUGCGUGUGUCUGUGUGAGCGUGGUGGGAGAAGAACCCAGCCAGGCCGGAGGCAGCGGCUGUGACCCCGGGAGAGAGGACCAGGUGCCAGAUACGAAAGACCAAGGACAGCAGCAUCCUCUGGGCCAGCGCAGCAAUCUUCCUUCUAUCCAUCGCAGCUGGAGGACAGAGGAGGAUCAGGAGUUAAGGGCCAGGGGCCAGGGCCAGCAACAUCCUUCCAGCUGAAGCUGCGGAAGCGGCGGUGGAGAGGUAGGGGGCAGGAUGGCAGAGAGCGAGGCGGAGACCCCGAGCACCCCAGGCGAGUUCGAAAGCAAAUACUUCGAGCACCACGGGGUCCGGCUGCCGCCCUUCUGCAGGGGGAAGAUGGAGGAGAUCGCCAAUUUCCCCGUGAGGGAUAGCGACGUUUGGAUCGUGACCUACCCCAAGUCAGGCACGGGCUUACUCCAGGAAGUGGUGUACUUGGUGAGUCAGGGGGCAGACCCGGAUGAAAUCGGCUUAAUGAACAUCGAUGAACAGCUUCCUGUCUUGGAGUACCCUCAGCCAGGGCUGGACAUCAUCAAGGAGCUCACAUCCCCUCGACUCAUCAAAAGCCACCUCCCCUACCGCUUCCUGCCUUCAGACCUCCACAAUGGGGACUCCAAGGUGAUAUACAUGGCUCGCAACCCCAAAGAUCUGGUAGUGUCUUACUACCAGUUUCACCGCUCUCUGAGGACCAUGAGCUACAGGGGAACAUUCCAAGAAUUCUGUCGAAGAUUCAUGAAUGACAAAUUGGGAUAUGGUUCGUGGUUUGAGCAUGUCCAGGAAUUCUGGGACCAUCAUAUGGAUUCAAAUGUGCUUUUCCUCAAGUAUGAAGACAUGCAUCGGGACCUGGCGACCAUGGUGGAGCAGCUGGUGAGGUUUCUAGGAGUAUCUUAUGACAAGGCCCAGCUGGAGUCCAUGGUAGAACACUGCCAUCAGCUCAUUGACCAGUGCUGCAACGCAGAGGCCCUUCCUGUGGGGCGGGGAAGAGUCGGGCUAUGGAAGGACAUCUUCACUGUAUCCAUGAAUGAGAAGUUUGAUCUGGUAUACAAACAGAAGAUGGGAAAGUGUGAUCUCGUCUUUGACUUUUAUUUAUAAAAGAGAUAGAGAGAAAACUCAAACUACAAAAGCUUUGCAUGCUCACAGCACCCACGUCCUAUACGACUAGCUAGAAGCCCUUGAUGCGUCCCCUUAUGACUUGCUGGACAAACAUUGGUAGCUCUGUGUAAAACAACUGGAAAAAGCCAACAGCUAAGUAACUGUAGGUCACGUAAUUACCUUCAGUCCCAAGCAGCCCUUAACCUGUAGUGUUUGAAGUCCUUAUCUACUUGUAUGAACAUAAGCCGUUACAAAAACAUGCAGCUGUGUGGACUGUAUUAAAUAUAAGUACAAAGUAUGUAACAUAUAUGCAAUUAGAAUGUAUACCUUUUCAGCCCCAUCCUGAUUAUUUAUUGUAUUUUAUAGAGCUUUUCACCGAGACUCUGAAUAAACAUAGUAAACCAAAUAAAUGUUAAUUUCAGAGGGGAAUCAGUGAUAAGCCCAAACAGAAUUCUAGAAAGAUCUCAGGGGUUAACUGUUGUAUUUAUUUUUGUAGUUUUAUCAUAAAGGGCACAAUUAUCUGGUUCUAGAUGAGUAAUGGCUCCAAGCUGGAGAGUGGGGAUGGGGUGAGAGUCGGGAAGAGAGCUCUUCCUGCUUUGAUUUUUCUAGGGCUCGGUCUUUAGUGUCUCUUCUGAAAUACAGGCAUAACCUGCUUCUCACAGUUCCUGGAUCUCUUGGAAGCAUGGCAUUAGUAAAAACAGUGCCGGAGGGGCAGUUAACUCUCUAAGGAUGAUGUUACAAGUCAGACAGUAAGCAGACUGGUGGUUAACAGUGCUUGUAUGACAGGGCUAGCUGUAAUGAUGUCCAACUAGCAGCUCUGGUCUGAGGCAAAUAGCCAAGCGAUACCAGGAAGGGCUUGUUCGAAGUAAUGGUGGGUUGGAUCAUAUCAGCACAGGGUGGUGUUGGUUGAGGUCACAUUAUGCAGGGGGUGCCCACAGAUGUAGAAACUAUCGACUAGAUUUUCCAGAUGAGGGAGGGACCUCUGCAUUGGGGUUUUUUGAGGGGGGUGGAUUCAGAGGCCUGUGAAGGUUGUUAGGAGAACUUUGGUAAGGGAGGCCUGGCCAGAGGAGUCCAGCACAUGGGCACAUGAAGUAUUCAUGUGAAAGAUGACAUUCACAGUGGCAGAAAACAUUAGCCAUAAACUGCAACUGGAAAUCAUGUUUUGUCCACAGCUGCCUUUUCUGUCCCCUAAGCCAGCAGUCAACUGAAACUGGCGAGCAAACCAUCAACCAUGAGACUUCUAAAAUAUUCUCGCUUUUCCCAUACUGUUUGUGUUGUUCUGUCUGUACUUGAGUCCUCCCUCGGCUACAGGAGAAACAUUUUGCAAGCUUGGCACUGUACUGCACUCAGCCCAGUUCUUGCUCCUGUUUACGUGAGCCCUGAACCUCAUGGUAUCUGAAGGGAAAAGGGGAUAUGCCUUCCCACCAGCCCCAAAGCACAGAGAACCUAGAGGGGGAAGGAAAGAGACUCUCCUGAGCAUCAGAGAAAAGCCUGGGGAAAGGAGAGCCAGAAGGGUGGUGGGAAGGGACGUGGGCGGCUGUCGUCUGCUUCUGAAUCACUUCAUCCAUGGGAGCUGUGAGAAUGCUUGUCUCUUCUAAGAUGAACCAGAAGCUGAACUGCAGUACUCACCCAAGUUCUAGGACUAGAAGGGCAGAUACCACCUUAAAGGGCUCACUUUUGUGCUGCUUUAUUUGAAACACAGGUGUAGACACUGCACUUAUACUUUUAUCCUUUUUAAAUAAAAAAGUAAAAGCUGUUUGGAGAGCAGGUGGCCCAUUGCGUGCCCCGCACCUUCUCUUGUCUAGCUGUGUGAGGCUGCUUUCCAUGAAAUUUUAUUUCUAUUUUUCUAUUUUCCGUAUUGUAUCGACCUUAAGCACUGCGUGUUAUUUCUGUGCUUGCUCGCUUGCUUCUCUAAUAAAGAUGUGUUCCGUGCCUGGGGUCCUUUUG